AAUACUCUCCACUUGGAGACGCCCCGUACGUCGAUCAGUAACAGACACACCAACUGUACACGUAUAUAAUACUCCGUAUGGCAGUGGUCGGGUUCCACCGAUGAGCCGGCAGCGACGACACACCGCCGGCACGAGCCACAUUUUCUGCAGAGGCGACCGGCGAUCAAUGGAGAUGUAUGGCGCCGUUCCCCGGCCUCGGCUCCUCCUCCUCCUCCUCCUCGCGGUCGUGUUUUGGGUUUGCUUACUCCACUUCCGCCUGUCCGUGCUCAUCAGUGGCGUGGCGGUCGCGCCGAUGGAGCGCAUGGCGUCGUUUGCGGCGGGCCACGAGAGCCGCGGCGACGACGGGGACAAAGACCCUUGCCGGGGGCGACGCGUGUAUAUCCAUGACCUCCCGCCGCGCUUCAACGCCGACAUACUCAGUGGCUGCGGCAGGACGGACGGGCGCUGGCCCAACAUGUGCGAGCAAGUGAGCAACGCCGGCCUCGGGGAGCCGCUGCCCGAGCCCAACCUGGAGGGCAAAGGGGAGGGCGCGGGCGGCUGGUACGCCACGCAGCAGUUCGCGCUGGACCCCAUCUUCCACGGCCGCAUGCUACGCUACGGCUGCCUCACCAACGACUCCUCCGAGGCGGCGGCGGUGUUCGUCCCGUUCUACGCCGGCUUCGACUUCGCGCGGCACCACUGGGGCUACGACAACGCCACGCGGGACGCCGCCUCGCUCGACCUGGAGCGCUGGCUCGUGCGCCGCCCGGAGUGGCGCAGGGCGGGCGGCCGCGACCACUUCCUCGUGGCGGGGCGCACGGCGUGGGACUUCCGGCGCCACACCUGCCCCAGCCCGACCUGGGGCACCAACCUCCUCUUCCUACCGGCCGCCAAGAACAUGACCGUGCUUGUCGUCGAGUCGUCGACCACGCCCGGCCACGGCAACGACAUGGCUGUACCAUACCCCACCUACUUCCACCCACGGACAGACGACGACGUCCUGCGCUGGCAGCGCAGGAUCAAGAGCGCCGACCGACCGUGGCUCAUGUCCUUCGUGGGCGCGCCGCGACCGGGAGACCCGCGGUCCAUCCGAUCGCAGAUCAUCGCCCAGUGCGGCGCCUCGUCCGCGUGCCGGCAGCUGGGCUGCGCCAACGGCGCCACCCAGUGCCACACCCCGGGGGACAUCAUGCGGCUCUUCCAGAGCUCCACCUUCUGCCUCCAGCCGCCGGGGGACUCGUACACGCGGCGGUCGGCGUUCGACGCCAUGGUCGCCGGCUGCGUGCCCGUCUUCUUCCACCCGGCGUCCGCCUAUCUCCAGUACCGGUGGCACCUGCCGGAGGACCACGCCAGGUACUCGGUGUUCAUACCGGACGACGCCGUGCGCGUCGGGAACGUGAGCAUCGAGGACACGCUGAGAAGGAUACCGCGAGCGGCGGUGCGGAGGAUGCAGGAGGAGGUCAUCAGGCUCGUGCCGAGCCUGGUGUACGCUGACCCGAGGUACUCGCUCGAGACAGUCAAGGACGCAUUCGACGUCGCCGUGGAAGGUGUCCUAGAGAAGGUGGCGGAGUCGAUGCGGGAAGUCAAAACUGAGCGUCGUCGAUCCAAGUGGCUAGACAAGAUUUGGUCCGAGUAAUA
Molecule: messenger RNA, 1614 nt
Organism: Triticum dicoccoides
Lineage: Eukaryota; Viridiplantae; Streptophyta; Magnoliopsida; Poales; Poaceae
Product: xyloglucan galactosyltransferase KATAMARI1 homolog
Exons: 1
Coding region: 101-1612 (503 amino acids)
Molecular function (GO): glycosyltransferase activity
Source: RefSeq, a predicted model, not a curated record